Messenger RNA from Amoebophrya sp. A25, 1825 nucleotides. Lineage: Eukaryota; Dinophyceae; Syndiniales; Amoebophryaceae. The record is from the annotation of a GenBank genome assembly.
CAAAGUCUCAACCCACUCAGAAGUACUGGCUCCUCGAACAACUUCCUCACAGCUCCUGCGGGUACAACAUCCGAUCAGCAAGUAGCGAGUGCUAGCACUAGUGCAUUAGUAUCUACUUUGAGCACAAGAAAAGUCGGCACUGCCAACGAAUCAUCACCUUUGAGCAGAGGAUCCGCCUCUGGAAAACAGUCCAUCUCGUCCUGUAGGGCUAGUAGAAGUAGUUCUACUGCCCAAGCAGCUGCCGUAAUAUCACCUUCGAGCAAAAGUGAUCGAAAUACAAGUGCUGAUCAUGCGUCCUCUACGGCACAGAAGAAAAGUGGAGUAACGGAAUCUUUUGCGAGAAUCUCAGUUUCUGAACAAGGUUUUGUAGAAGCUUCUUGUAGUAAAACUAGCACCAGAUCUGCAAAGAAUUUUGGACCACCUCCAGCAGGAGAAGCAAGUGGACGAACAACAGGAGCAGCGACGCAAGACCACGCGACCAAAUUAUCAACGCGGCAGGAGCAGACGAAGUCAGCAUCCGCAGCUGCAGUACAAUUUGGUGGUACCGCUUAUUCCCAGAAGCAGAUUGACCACAUGCUCGGCCUCGUCCUUUUUCCGCUUGUAGACGAUGGGUCGGGCCUAAUUCGCUCGCCAGCCAAUGCGCUGCAUCACAUCACCUUCGCAGUAUGUGCCCAGUUUGCGCUCGCUUCCAAACCGCUUCUGCACAGCCUGCUUCAGCACGUUCCGUCGGCGUCGUUCACCUUCUUUUCCGGUUCCUGGAGCCGCGGCAUUUCCUACGACACCUAUGCUGCACUACGCGCCGAAUUUCCCAAGGAAAAGUGUUUCUUCGACGUCAAAAUCGCGGACAUGCAGCGACCUGUAGACAAUAUCCUGAAAAUGCUCGCGGAAGAAGAACAUCAAAAACACUCGCAAUCACAGACGAUGGCACAGAAAAAACAGGACCAGAAAGAACAAUCUGCGCGGCCCCUACCCCGCACAGUCAGUGCCAUCCCGACUUGAAGCAAGGGCUUAACUGCUCCACUAUGUGGUCGCGAGUAAAAGAGCUGACCUCGUGCUCAAACAAAACGCGAUGUGGCGCCGCCUAGGCCUUUACUUCCUACAAAUUUCUGCUUUUGCAAUUUCGUUUUCUUUGCCUUGGUCAUUGCGAUGAAGACCAGCAUCCGGCUUAGGGCACGGUUAGGUUCGGCGAUACAGCCUGAGUACACUUUUUUUAAAUGGAACUUCCCAUCUCUACACUCAACACGAGUCUCUGGAAAUGCAAGACUCAUUCCUUCAUACCUAAAUUUUCUAUUUAAAGCUUGAUCUUGUACAUCUUUCCCCAUCAUGCCCACAGUCGUGACAGCAUACCUGAGAUUUAGUUGCUUUUCAUCAAGAGUCUUGAUUCGGAAUCUUUGCUUCCUGGUACUCUUGUUGAUCUCGUACGUGAUUCUACAUCGAGAUGUUGAAACAUGUUCAAGCUAUUUCUGUAACUAUCGACUACAACAAGUAGAUCAGUUACACCACCCCUAGCCCAUCUCCCAAAUGUUACACUGCUGUAGUAAGUGUCUGUCUCUGUGUAUAUUGUUGUGAGCGUCUUGAUGGAUCACCCUACACUUGUGAUAUUAAUCCUUCCUAGAAGAAAUUUCCACCAGCACCACGACUUCCUAGCACGGGAACAGUCAUGUUCAAUUUUCACGGGAAAGACAAGCAGCUGAAAUUGAAAAGCCUGUCCAACAUGACAACACGAUCUUUGCAGAAGCUCAGCGCGGUUGUCGUUCAAAGAUUUCUGCUUGUACCGCCCACGACAAAUAAAUAUACUACAACUUCUUCCCUUGUUGAGAUGCGC